Neopelma chrysocephalum (saffron-crested tyrant-manakin) is the source of this 1734-nucleotide messenger RNA. Its product is annotated as sodium-dependent serotonin transporter-like. The record is from RefSeq and is a predicted model, not a curated record. Bases 1 to 1731 code for a protein of 576 amino acids. NCBI's taxonomy places the organism in Eukaryota, Metazoa, Chordata, Aves, Passeriformes, Pipridae. Gene Ontology annotation, cellular component: neuron projection; membrane. The transcript is spliced from 13 exons. Gene Ontology annotation, molecular function: serotonin binding; serotonin:sodium:chloride symporter activity. Gene Ontology annotation, biological process: sodium ion transmembrane transport; serotonin uptake.
AUGGCAGAGCAGCUCUGCCCGGGUCUGCCCCCCAGCCUUGCACCCCUGAACCCUCAAACCCACCCCAGGGACAAGUGGAGCAAAAAGAUGGAUUUCCUCCUCUCGGUCAUCGGAUUUGCCGUCGAUCUGGGCAACGUCUGGCGGUUCCCUUACAUCUGCUACCAGAAUGGAGGGGGAGCCUUCCUCAUCCCCUACACGCUGAUGGCUGUUUUUGGAGGGGUGCCCCUCUUCUACAUGGAGCUGGCCCUGGGGCAGUUCCACAGGACAGGAGCCAUCCCCAUCUGGAAGCGCAUCUGCCCCAUCUUUAAAGGUAUCGGAUUUGCCAUCUGCAUCAUUGGCCUCUACGUCUCCUUCUACUACAACACCAUCAUUGCCUGGGCUCUCUACUACUUCUACUCGUCCUUCUCGGGCACCCUGCCCUGGGCGAGCUGCGACAACCCCUGGAACACCCCUGACUGCACCAACUACUUCGGCAGGAGCAACGUCACCUGGACCAACUUCUCCAGGUCCCCUGCCGAGGAGUUUUACACGAGGAAGGUCCUGGAGAUCCAUAAAUCCAGGGGUCUGUACGACAUAGGAGGGAUCCACUGGCAGCUGCUCCUCUGCCUCUUCCUCAUCUUUGCCAUUGUCUACUUCAGCCUGUGGAAAGGGGUGAAAACCUCUGGGAAGGUGGUUUGGGUGACGGCCACCCUGCCCUACGUCGUCCUCCUCAUCCUACUGAUCCGGGGGGCCACCCUGCCCGGCGCCUGGAGGGGAGUCGUCUUCUACCUGCGCCCGGACUGGGGCAAACUCCUGAGCACCGCGGUUUGGGUUGAUGCUGCUGCACAGAUUUUCUUCUCCUUGGGUCCUGGAUUUGGAGUACUCCUUGCCCUGGCCAGUUACAACCAUUUCCACAACAACUGCUACCGGGAUGCUCUCAUCACCAGUGCAGUGAACUGCCUCACCAGCUUCCUCUCGGGCUUUGUCAUCUUCACCGUGCUGGGCUACAUGGCUGAGAUGAGGGACGUGGAGGUGGAGGAUGUAGCCAGAGAUAAAGGGCCGAGCCUCCUUUUCAUCACCUACCCUGAAGCAAUUGCCAACAUGGUGGGAUCCACCUUCUUUGCCAUCAUCUUCUUCCUGAUGAUGAUUACACUGGGGCUGGACAGCACAUUUGGGGGCCUGGAGGCCGUGAUCACGGCCGUGAUGGAUGAGUAUCCCCAGCUCCUGGCCGGGCGACGGGAGCUCUUUGUCCUCGGCCUCAUCACAGUCUCUUUCCUGGGCUCCCUGAGCACCCUCACCUAUGGGGGAGCCUACGUGGUGAAGCUGCUGGAGGAGUUCGGUGCCGGCUGCUCCAUCCUGGCAGUGGUGCUCCUGGAAACCAUAGCUGUGUCCUGGUUUUACGGGAUACAGAGGUUCUCCCACGAUGUCAAAGCCAUGCUGGGCUUCACCCCAGGGCUGUUCUGGAAGCUGUGCUGGGUUGCUGUCAGCCCUGCCUUGCUAGCAUUCAUAGUCAUCAGCUCCCUCCUGGACCAGCCACCCCUGACCCUCUUUGACUACCAGUACCCUGAGUGGAGCACCUCAUUGGGACACCUCAUUGGAGCAUCGUCCUUCAUCUGCAUCCCCUUCUACAUGGUGUACAAGCUCGUCUGGACACCGGGGUCUCUCAAGCAGCGCCUCGCCGUCUGCAUCCGGCCGGAGAAGACCACGCGAGCCCCCCGGGCAGAGGUGGUGGGCUUGGCACCCAUCCUGUAGAGC